AUGGUUUACAAGCUUUCUUACUUCAACAUCAGAGGUCUUGCUGAGUCAACACGUCUCAUGCUCAUCGACCAAGGAGUUGCUUUCGAAGAUCACCGCAUUGAACGCGCCGAUUGGCCAAAAUUCAAGGCUGAGAUGACCUUCGGCCAAAUCCCAGUAUUUUACGAUGGAGAUGAGCAAAUCUACCAAUCUGCUACCAUCAACCGCCAUUUGGCCAGAAAACUCAAUUUGAACGGAUCAAACGAAAGUGAAAUCACUUUCAUUGACAUGUUCUACGAGGCUGUAAGAGAUGUUCGUAAGAAGUAUUUGCAAGUCAUUUACGGAAACUACGAACAAGAUAAGGAGAACCUUAUCAAGGUGAUCUUGCCAGAGCAAUUGACUACCGUUCAAAAAGUUUUCAAAACUUUCUGCAACGGAGAGAAAUACAUCGCUGGAGAGAAGAUUUCUUAUGCUGAUUACGAAUUCUUUGAAGUUUUGGACAUGAUUUUGGUUCUUGACCCUACUGCUCUUGAUAACUUCCCAACAUUGAAAGCUUUCCACGGAAGAAUGAACUCUCGUCCAACGCUCAAGAGCUAUUUGGAGAAGAGAGCUGUCUCCAACAUUGCCAUUAACGGAAAUGGAAAACAGUAA
Auanema sp. JU1783 is the source of this 627-nucleotide messenger RNA. The record is from the annotation of a GenBank genome assembly. Lineage: Eukaryota; Metazoa; Nematoda; Chromadorea; Rhabditida; Rhabditidae.